Messenger RNA from Coregonus sp. 'balchen', 4695 nucleotides. Lineage: Eukaryota; Metazoa; Chordata; Actinopteri; Salmoniformes; Salmonidae. The record is from the annotation of a GenBank genome assembly.
GGUUGGCUCCACUCCACACUGACUGAGCACUGGGGCAUCAUGCAGAGGAAGAGCAGUUUCACUGGGCCCCUCAUCACUGAUCUGUGUGCAGUGGCCUCUGGUCUGCAAAGAGAUUACUACUGUCAGUCAUCCACGAAUCUGGUCAGAGGUUCAGCUAUACUGCCGCGAGCAUUACACUGAGCUGGCCUUCAUCAGCAACCAGAGGAAUCUAGAGAUACUAAUGACCCAACAGGAUGCAGAGGGUCAGGAGGAGAGAACUCAGAAUUUAGGUUUUGGGGGUAGAUGAUCAUGGUAGUAAUGAAGACUGUGCCAUGGUAACGACAUGGCAUGAUGCACCGUGCUUUUGGCAAUUCUUCUUCUGCUACAAGGAGAAGCUGAUCCUGGUUCAGGAGAUGAAGAUGUGGGAGGAGGCUCUGGAGUACUGCAGGGAUCACUACACCGACCUCCCCAGCCUGCUCUCUGAGACUGAGCAUCUCCAGGCCCAGAGCAGGAUGGAUGGUGCCCAGACGGACCACGUGUGGACGGAUCUGAUCUUCCUGGCCAGAGAGUGGCUGUGGGUGAACGGGGACCCCCUGAAGUACCAGGCCUGGACCGGUGGGAAGCUGUCCCACUGCCCUUCCCAACACCUCCAAUGUGUGACCCUGACUAGAGAGGGAGGCGGUAUUCGGGAACCUGGGACUGUCAGGAGAGGAGGAACUUCCUCUGCUAUACAGAGUGAGUCCUAGAGGAGAGAGACAUGUAGAGGCUAUAUAAUACACUAACUAAAACUCUGUACUAUACUUAUUAUUACCACCGUGUGCUCUGUGUUUGCCGGAAUGAACCAUAAAACUACUGGUCAUGUCAGUGUAAAGGCUAGUAAGCCUUAUUAGUAAGCUUCGUACUAUCAUUGUCCCGCUCUUUGUAUAUUUUUGUAAUAUAGCAGUAAAACUGUUAAAGUGCUAGAGGACAUAUGUAAAUCAGAUUCAAUUUGCAGAAUCAAUCUAAAUUCAGAUAUUUAUCUUGUAUCAUAUACAUUGCAUCAGUUGCCUUUUGAAUCAUCAAUACUGAAAAUCAGAGGGUUCUUUGGCUGUCCCCAUAGGAUAACUAUUUUUGGUUCCAGGUAGAACCAUUUUGGCUUCUAUGUAAAAGGCUUCUACCUCUGCGGAAGGCUUCUACCUCUACCUAUGCUUCCUCUGCGGAAGCAUAGUUCCCGCUCAGCCCAGGCAAAACUGUUCGCUGCUCUGGCACCCCAAUGGUGGAACAAGCUCCCUCACGACGCCAGGACAGCGGAGUCACUCACCACCUUCCGGAGACAUUUGAAACCCCACCUCUUUAAGGAAUACCUGGGAUAGGAUAAAGUAAUCCUUCUAACCCCCCCCCCCCCCCCCCCCCCCCCCCCAAAUUGUAAAGUGGUUAUCCCACUGGCUAUAGGGUAAACGCACCAAUUUGUGAGUCGCUCUGGCUAAGAGCGUCUGCUAAAUGACGUUAAUGUGCCCUUGAGCAAGGCACUUAACCCUAAUUGCUCCUGUAAGUCGCUCUGGAUAAGAGCGUCUGCUAAAUGACUAAAAUGUAAAUGUAAAUGUACCUGGAACCAAAAGGGUUCUACCUGGAACCAAAAAGGGUUCUUCAAAGGGUUCUCCUAUUGUUACAGCCGAAUAACCGUUUUAGGUUCUAGAUAGCAGCUUUUUUUCUAAGAGUGUAGUGAAAAGAAAUGUAUUAUUUCUCCCCCUCAAUAUAUUUUUUUAAAAUUACACUGCAUAUAAGUUCAAAACAAUAUUUCUGGUGUAGUUAUGUUGAUAGAAAUAUCCCUGCAGACUUCCUAGGCCCAUGUUGUACAUCUGGGUUAAAGUGCCAUUAUAACAGAAUACUGUUUAAAGUAUCCCUGUUCUUAUGGCUUCACCUACAAAGUUCAUCAAAACUCACUGUAUACAAGUAACUUAUAUUAACAUAGUCAGGGCAUUCUAUUUCAGUUUUGUUGUUGUAGCAAAACGUUUAAUAUGUAUAUCAAUCUGAAGUUUUGUCCUAUUUUGGCAAGUUAAUCGUACAUGCAGGUAGAACUUGCAAAGCGUUUAUGAUGACAUCAUAUGUUAUAUUACACGUAUGUUACUAUUCCACACCAACAUUGAGGUAAAAAAUGUGUAAGGGCAUAUUGUCAAGAAAAUGGACUUCUCUGAACUCUGUCUCUGCUGAUUCUCUGUUGGAGGGAUUUACAUGUCAGCUUUGGUUAAAAUGUAUUUGUGUUCUUUGGACCGUGAGAUUUUCCGAAGCUCCUGGGUAGUUUGCUUAGAAGAUGCAGGAGUUAUUUGACUGCGGUGUUCCUUUUUAGGUAGUGUGUGUACAGGGCCCUUGCUAUAUUGUCUUUCCCUGAAUCCUCACAUCCUUUUUCUUCACCUUCUGCUCAUAAACGCAUUGGAGGAGAAGAUCCAAGGUUGUCAUCAGGGGGGGUUUGAGAAGGAUACGAGGAAAGAGGAUGUGAGAAAUCAAGGACAGACAAUUAACAAAUAGCCCAGUAGAAAAAAUAAAAGCAGUCUAAUUGGUAACCUGAGUAUACAGGUGAUGUAACAAGGCACUCUGAUGGUGGGCUGGCGCCUUUUCUAAUUUAGGCAAAAGUCCGUCCUCCACCCUCUCUCCUCCGUCCUAUCUCCUCCAUGACCCGGAAACUGAUAAGUGGUUGAGUGGUCUAGGAGAUGUCAAUUUGUUAGUAGGUGAACGGAAAAGUGUCCUCCCCUCCUUGAUAGCCACCUUUCGCCAAAGAUAGUUAUGCAUAUCCUACCUGAGUCCUUCGCAGAAGAGUUUUGAAAUCUCCCACAUCCCCUUUGAAUCAGAUUUUGUUUUGUUUGAAGAGAAAAGCACACGUUUAAAAACCAAAAGUAGCAUAUUAUCUAUAUAAUGUCUCGCCCAACUAUCAUAAUUCGUUUUUAAAUCACUCUACACAUUUAUUUUAAAUGUCAUUUGCCAUUGGGCCCUCUCCUUUUCUCCCUAUACACCAAGUCACUUGGCUCUGUCAUAUCCUCACAUGGCCUUUCCUAUCAUUGCUACGCUGAUGAUACACAACUAAUCUUCUCCUUUCCCCCUUCUGAUAACCAGGUGGCGAAUCGCAUCUCUGCAUGUCUGGCAGACAUAUCAGUAUGGAUGACGGAUCACCACCUCAAGCUGAACCCUGGCAAGACGGAGCUGCUCUUCCUCCCGGGGAAGGACUGCCCGUUCCAUGAUCUCGCCAUCACGGUUGACAACUCCGCUGUGUCCUCCUCCCAGAGUGCGAAGAGCCUAGGCGUGACCCUGGACAACACCCUGUCGUUCUCCGCCAACAUCAAGGCGGUGACCCGCUCCUGCAGGUUCAUGCUCUACAACAUUCGGAGAGUGCGACCCUGCCUUACACAGGAAGCGGCGCAGGUCCUGGUCCAGGCACUUGUCAUCUCCCGUCUGGACUACUGCAACUCGCUGUUGGCUGGGCUCCCUGCCUGUGCCAUUAAACCCCUACAACUCAUCCAGAAUGCCGCAGCCCGUCUGGUGUUCAACCUUCCCAAGUUCUCUCACGUCACCCCCCUCCUCCGCACACUCCACUGGCUUCCAGUUGAAGCUCGCAUCCGCUACAAGACCAUGGUGCUUGCCUAUGGAGCAGUGAGGGGAACGGCACCUCUGUACCUUCAGGCUCUGAUCAGUCCCUACACCCAAACGAGGACAUUGCGUUCAUCCACCUCUGGCCUGCUGGCUCCCCUUCCUCUGCGGAAGCAUAGCUCCCGCUCAGCCCAGUCAAAACUGUUCGCUGCUCUGGCACCCCAAUGGUGGAACAAGCUCCCUCACGACGCCAGGACAGCGGAGUCACUCACCACCUUCCGGAGACAUUUGAAACCCCACCUCUUUAAGGAAUACCUGGGAUAGGAUAAAGUAUUCCUUCUAACCUCCCCCCCCCCCCCCCAAAUUGUAAAGUGGUUAUCCCACUGGCUAUAGGGUGAACGCACCAAUUUGUGAGUCGCUCUGGCUAAGAGCGUCUGCUAAAUGACGUUAAUGUGCCCUUGAGCAAGGCACUUAACCCUAAUUGCUCCUGUAAGUCGCUCUGGUUAAGAGCGUCUGCUAAAUGACUAAAAUGUAAAAUGUAAAUGUAAUGACACACGAGUGGAGAAGACGAGUCUCCUUUCAUACAAGCGCAUUUAAGUCCACAUUCCCUCUCCUCGCCACCUCUCCUUGAUUACCGUUGACCUUUUUCAAAAGGAGGCAAGAGAGCAGGGAGGAGAUAGGACGCAGGAGUUGAGCAAAUCCAAUUGAGAAAAGGCUUGGGUGUGCUCAGGCAGAUAUCUGUAUAUAAUGAUGAGAUGCUCAUGUCUCCGCCCUAACAAUGGGAGUCGUUGUCCCAAAGGCGGGAAGGCACAUGACAAGCUUAGGUCCAAAAUGUUAAGGAGACACUCUGAUUGGUUAGGUAGAUGGUGGUGGUGAGUUAAGAAGGCACUCUGAUUGGUUAGCUGGAUGGUGGUGGUGAGUUAAGGAGGCACUCUGAUUGGUUAUCUGGAUGGUGGUGGUGAGUUAAGGAGGCAUUCUGAUUGGUUAGCUGGAUGGUGGUGGUGGUGAGUUAAGGAGGCACUCUGAUUGGUGGGCUGAGUGUUCACAUGUCACAGGGGGCAGGUAGAAGGUGGUGGUCAUCAUAAGAGCAGCAGCAGUACCAGCAGCAUGGUCAUAAUAGCAGCAGCAACAGGGUCAGCUCCACUCCACACUGACUGA